AUGAAGAAAGAGAGAGAGAAGAAGAGUGUUACUGUAAAUAAGCAGCAGCAGAAGAAGAUUGAGAGAAAUAUUGAGAAGACAGCUCUGCUCUCUGAGCAUGUCAAUCUACUUACUGCUGAGGUGAAACCUGAGACAGCAGAUCAGAAAAUGCGGGAUUUUAAGAUACAGAUUGACCUGACUGAGAGAGAGCAGCAGAAACCCUUCUCUGAGAAGACAGUGAAGAGAGAUUUUGAGAUGAUUAUCAUCUCAGAUGAGAAGAAGAAGAAGAAGAAGAAGAAGAAUAAGUAA
Blastomyces dermatitidis ER-3 is the source of this 288-nucleotide messenger RNA. RefSeq lists its product as uncharacterized. The record is from RefSeq and is a predicted model, not a curated record. Lineage: Eukaryota; Fungi; Ascomycota; Eurotiomycetes; Onygenales; Ajellomycetaceae. The transcript is spliced from 2 exons. Bases 1 to 288 code for a protein of 95 amino acids.